ACGGUUGUUCACAUGUGACUGCCGGCGUACUUCAAGCCACGCCGUUAGACCCUGAGACCACCCAGGCGUUUAAAAACACCCCGAGGAUCUCGUGGACUUAUGAAGAGUAUGUGGACCGGCGCUCGUGCUGCUCGUGCGUUUGUGUAUGGUGCCUGUCCUAGCCUUUCCAAGAUUACAAGAAGUUCACGAGGCAACCACUGGACGGUGCGCAUGUGCGUUAGAGGUGCAGACGGGGCGGGGGCGGCCACGUCACUUACCAACCCUGCAUCAGAAAUGAGUAAACGGAAGAUUUACGUGCUUUCGAGGGUACCUAACCUCGGGCAUCAGCUCACCGAUGCACUGAAAGACGACGCUUCAGUGGUCGAAAUAACGGCGAAGUUUACCACCCACGGUGACGAACCAACGAUCAAACCGGAGGUUGUCCAGAUGCUCCAGAAUGCGGAGAUUCUGAUCACCGAUACGGACAUCUUGAAAGAUGUCCUCUACGAGCUACCGAACAUGAAGUGGGUCCAACUGACAUGGGCAGGUGUGGACAGACUCCUUCCUCAUUUGGAUCGCAGUAAGCCACCACCCACAUAUACCAUAACCCGUGCCUUCUGCUUUGGAAUACUUAUGGCGGAAUAUGUUGUUGCUGGAAUCAUCAACAUCGAGAGGGGCCUUUACAGCUACUACGAUCUUCAGAAAAAGAAAGAGUGGCUUGAUCACGGAUCAUUGCAAUUCCGGACGCUGUCUGACCUGACUGUGGGCAUUUUGGGAGCUGGAGUCAUUGGACAAGAAAUUGCGAGCACGUUGAAGCGGUUUGGCACGGCAGUUCAUGGACUUGCACGAAGGAGGAGAAGUUUGGAGGAACUGACACGGUCGUCAUUUGAUAUGAUUCAUAGUGAACUCUCAGAGUUGCUUAAGAACAGUGACUACAUUGUGAAUGCCCUUCCAAGCACACCAAACACCACUGGUAUGCUGAAUGAUGAGGUACUCAAAAAUUGCCAAAAGAAGCCGGUAUUGAUAAAUAUUGGUCGCGGAACCAUCAUCAGUGAAGAAAGCAUCAUUGAAGCCUUGAACAAUGGUUGGAUUUCUGGAGCAAUUCUGGACGUAUUCCCUAAAGAGCCGCUACCAGUUGACAGCCCCCUUUGGUCGCAGCCAAAUGUGUUCAUCACACCACACAUGUCUGGCCCAUCACGACCACAUGAGUCUCUCGCCAAAACAAAGGUGCCACAACGCCCGGCCGGAGUCGCCGUCGGUAGCUGCGAAGGCCACCCGCUGCCGCCCGAGAGCCUUUAGACAAUUUUCAGUACGCAUUGUUCGUCGCAUGGAUGCUUCCCAAGCGAUCGGAAACACACACGGCCUGGGUCCUCCGACGCUCACAGCUUAUGAGUCCCAGCAUCCCGGCUCCGCUGCUCCCAAGGUGGCCGCCGCCGUCUACCUGCUUGUCACCACCGAACCCGGCUGCCAAACUUGUCGACUGCACCAGUAGG
This is a messenger RNA of Ixodes scapularis (black-legged tick), 1472 nucleotides long. RefSeq names its product glyoxylate/hydroxypyruvate reductase A. The coding region runs from base 100 to 1278 and encodes 392 amino acids. The transcript has 11 exons. Lineage: Eukaryota; Metazoa; Arthropoda; Arachnida; Ixodida; Ixodidae. Gene Ontology annotation, molecular function: NAD binding. The record is from RefSeq and is a predicted model, not a curated record.